CACCCCUACAACAACAAGUGGUCUGUCUCUAUUUAAACUUUAGCCACUAUCAAAACUUUCAUGUUUUGUGCUUAGGUGUCCUAAUGGAGGGUAAAAUUGUAAUUGAUCUUCUUCCACAUCCCAACUAUGAUGAAGGUCUCUUUGCCAAUGGCCUCAAGGACUUAAGAAAUGUGAAAGAACAGUUGUAUUCAGCUGCAGAUCAUUUUGAAGAUUCGUAUUACAAGAAUGAUCAGAAACAAAUGUUGUUUGAAAGCUUAAAGAACUACAUCUCCAAAUCUCUCAUUAAAACCAUAGACCAUUUGGGGUCUGUCAUGUAUAAACUCAACAACUUUCUAGAUCACAAUGUCAAUGAAGCUUCCAGACUAAACCUUCAACUCUUAUGCAUUGAACAGAGGUUACAAACAUGUCAAGCAUAUGCUAACAAAGUUGGAUUAUAUCAAUACUUAGAGACUCCACAGACACCCAAGUGUCCUAAGAAGUACACUCUCCCAGGUGGAUUUUUAUUUUUUAAAAAUUUCUCAUGUAUCUUAUUGAGAUUUUUUCUAAUUAUUGCUACAGAGAAUUGUGUUUUUGAAGGAAAGGCUGAGUCAUUUGGUGUAAGCAGAAAGGGGUAUUCUGGACAAUUCCCACCGGGUUCAGUUGACUUUUCAUUUAGAAAGGCUGCAUUGAACAAAAGAAUAGAAAAACGAUCAAGAUCAAUUUCACCUAUUCGAUUCCGGAUAAAGCGAUCAGAGUCUGCAUCUUGUGCUCAUAGAUCCAUGAGUCCAAACAUAUCAAGAAGAUCUUGUUCAUCGUAUCCACAAAGAGAAAGUCCAAAAGAUAUGGAAGCCUACUCUAAGAAAACCAGAAAUCUUUUCAAACUGUUGCUCAACAUGUACAAGUCAAAGAAUAAGGCGUAAAAAGAUCCUGAAAAGCGUACAACUUAAUUUGUUUCUAUCGAUGUUUUGCUAAUCAUUAACCAAAAAUAAACAAUUUGUUUCUUUUCCUUUUGGGGGAGUGGUUUUGUGAGAAAAGUGGGGUCUAGUCAAAUCCAAGAUCAAAACUUGGGAAGUCUGCAUUUCUUGAGUUUGUAUUCUUGAAAUCAUUCAGAUCAUUGUAAUCUUUAGAAGAAUCUGGUGAUUUAGUAUCAGUAUCAUCAUCAACUGGUUUGCAAUUUUCCUCAUUGCAAAUUGCCACGUCAGAAGUACUAGUAUAUGAGUCUUUUUGCUUCUCUAUUUCA
Lactuca sativa (garden lettuce) is the source of this 1219-nucleotide messenger RNA. Its product is annotated as protein ABIL2. NCBI's taxonomy places the organism in Eukaryota, Viridiplantae, Streptophyta, Magnoliopsida, Asterales, Asteraceae. The record is from RefSeq and is a predicted model, not a curated record.